UCCCAUGCUGGAUAUCCACUGUUUUAUACUCUCCUGUAAUGACUGUUUUAGCUACAGAGGAACACACAGGGAUUCUUCUCUUUGCUUUUGGUCAAUGUGGUUUUAUCCCAUGGGCAAAUGAGAAUCUCAUUUUUUCUUAAUUAAUAUGUAAUGAUAAUAGCAUCAAGUGGCCUUAGAAAAUAUACAAGUUUGACUUACUUUCAUCUCACUUUCUUUCUCAUGCCAGAUUGUAUUUUUAAUGGAGUUGGCUGCAGAUUAUGUUAGAAUUGCGAAAUUGGUAUCUUUGUUUUGGUUUAUACUUAGGAAAGCCUUUCUGACUUGUCCUUCUCACUUAUGUAUUGUACUGUUUAAUGGCAAUUGACAAUCUUAUUUUUUGACAAGUAGAUUUUGAAUCUUUCAAAAAAAGUAACCAUAUCUCUUUAAUUUUACAGACAUACAGGUUCCAGAACCAGAAUGCUUGGUCCUCAGAAAUGUGCACUCUGAUCUGCAAAAUACAGGAUGACAGCCCUGCUCACUAUGCCGGUCUGCAAGCUGGUGAUGUUCUUAUGAAUAUCAAUGGUGUGAGCACUGAAGGCUUUACCCACAAACAAGUGGUUGACCUGAUCAGAUCGUCAGGAAACCUGCUAACGAUAGAGACUCUUAAUGGGACAAUGAUUCUCAAAAGAUCAGAGCUUGAAGCAAAGCUGCAGGAUUUAAAGGUAAUUUAAUUUAAUACGUUGAAGCGCAUUUUUUAUCCUUGAAUGUGUGAGUAGUAGAAUAAAGAUCUACUUGAAGAAUGGAGAUAGCCCUUGAAAAAUAAAUGUCAUGAUGAAUCUAAACUGCUGAAUUACCAAGAGCACACAAUUACCUUUGCCAGAAAAUAAAAUACCAUACGCAAGCCUAAAUCACUUUCUUCCUUCCUCCUUCCAUGUAUCUAUGAGGCUCAGAAAGGGAACAGGAAGGCACGUUAGCUGAAG
Messenger RNA from Tupaia belangeri chinensis (Chinese tree shrew), 956 nucleotides. Its product is annotated as cytohesin-interacting protein-like. Gene Ontology annotation, molecular function: protein binding. The transcript is spliced from 3 exons. The record is from RefSeq and is a predicted model, not a curated record. Gene Ontology annotation, cellular component: cell cortex. Lineage: Eukaryota; Metazoa; Chordata; Mammalia; Scandentia; Tupaiidae. Gene Ontology annotation, biological process: regulation of cell adhesion. The coding region runs from base 471 to 707 and encodes 78 amino acids.